Xyrauchen texanus (razorback sucker) is the source of this 9803-nucleotide messenger RNA. Its product is annotated as rho GTPase-activating protein 24-like. Lineage: Eukaryota; Metazoa; Chordata; Actinopteri; Cypriniformes; Catostomidae. Gene Ontology annotation, biological process: activation of GTPase activity; negative regulation of ruffle assembly; negative regulation of Rac protein signal transduction. The transcript is spliced from 8 exons. The record is from RefSeq and is a predicted model, not a curated record. Gene Ontology annotation, molecular function: GTPase activator activity. Gene Ontology annotation, cellular component: focal adhesion. The coding region runs from base 3541 to 5490 and encodes 649 amino acids.
ACAAUAAAACUCCUUUUUAACAGUACAUCUUGCCAUUGAAGUCUCACUAUCAUGAUAACAAGCUUGAUUUCACUUCAUAGUGCUUGAAACAUGCGCAGAGCACUAGAUGACACUAGAAAGUGUAAUCAAGCUUGAAAUCAUGAUCACCAAGGAGACUGAUGAUUUGUGCAACACAAAAUGAGCUAUCAAAAUGCAAAGAGCAAAACUCUUUUCUAUAUACAACAAAAAAUGCAUAGUAAUCAAUGACUGUCAAGUUCAAUUAUAAUUUUGCUUGGUUUAUGUAAAAAAAACUAAGAUAAAAAGUUCCAUAUUAGUUUGGGAUUUUACCCAGGUCCCUGGGUACAUGUUAAACAGAAUCUCUACCACUGGACUAUCACUCCUAACUCUUAAAUUAGGAACAAUUAAAAAUGUUUAUUUUAUUUUUGGGGGUUACGUCAUAAUUGACACUGACACCUAAAAAAAAAAAAAAACAGGUUAAUGACGCCCUCUGCUGGCUGACCUAAUUAUAUUACAUUAUUAAAUUGAAACAAGUUAACAAAUACUAUUUGCUGUACAUGUAAAUAUAUCUGAAGUUCGUGGAGGCAGCACAUUCCCGAAACUGCUCUUAGAACAUUAAACCUUAGUUUUAAGUUCUGUUGUUAAUUUCAAAUCUAACACAUUUAAUAACAAGUCAGGUGUUUUUCUGUGCUUCAGACUGUAGAGGGCAGAUGGAUUUUGUUUGCAAUGCAAGUAAACUUUAAUGACUGGAGCAAAGAGGCUUAAAUGAUUGAUGCAAAACUUGUGAAUAGAUUUAUAACAUGUUUGUCUCUUGCCGGCAGUGUUGAAGGGAUGUGAAUGAUUUAAGUUUAGAUCUUAUCAGAGAUUAUUUAAGCAAAGCAAAGGCUUCUAUGUAGAUUAAAAUGUGUCACUCUCACAAUUGAAGUUUCCUAGUGCUGUCCAUUUUAAUUUCAGUAAAAAGAUAGACUUGUCGUGAGAUGUCGUUUGUGUGUGUGUGUGUGUGUGUGUGUGUGUGUGUGUGUGAAGAGGGAGGAGUCAUGUGUAACUUGAAUGUAUCUGACAAGUUUCAUUUUCUGAAGAGCCUUUACUCAGCACAAAAAUGCACAUUGACACAAAGGAAGCUGAAAGCUCUUAGUGAUAAUUGGAACUGCCUCCACUGUGGUUACCAGUGGAUUGAAUCUGCCCAGCCACUAAGCAACCAGGGUCAGAGAAAAGAAACCAAAGUGCCAAAUGCUGAAGAUGUGUUCCAGAAUUCUUUUGUGCAUUCCAUCAAGUUUUCUCAAGUCAGUGAAGUCAUUCCCAACAAGAAGAGAUCUGCAAAAGAGAAAUAUGACAGUGCAGAUUUGACUCAAACUGGUUGCUCUCAGAGUGCUGGUUCAUAAUUAGUUACAUAAUAUUGUUUGAAUAGGGGACCAAAUUCAUAUAACAGUACAAAGAACACUUCCCCAUGAUAAUGUUUUUAGUGUCCAUAGAAUAGAAAACAGUAUUUUAAGGCAUAAUAAGCUAUUAAUGCUGUUAGACUAUUCUGAAAAGUAGGCGGCAACAUAACACUGCCUUUUAAGCAGUGGCGAUUUUUCAGGGCCAGCAAAGCCUUCUCUGCUGGCCUGACAUGCCAAAUAAAUCAAUAUUUUUCAUCCUUCCAUUCUAAAUCACCUUUUUGCCAAUGUAUUUUUAAUCGCUUUCCACUCUUAAUUAAUCUACAAACAUAGAGAAAAUAGAGAAAAAUUAAAAGUUUAUCCAGUCAGAAUGCUUUGUGUUAUAUUACCCUGGAAUUAGUUUUAAAAAAACGAAUUACCACAACAACAACAAAAAAACUGUAAAUUUGGCAUCUUCUCCAUCUGACUGUCUUAAUCCACCACUCUCUAUUUCUUUUCUCUUCUGGAAAGUCAUUAAAAUUUAAUAGUGGAUUUUGUCUUUUGGUCUUGGAGCAAAUGGGUAAGUGAAAAUAAUAUUUGCUGUGAUCUCCCAUUCACUCCUAUUCACGGUGGUCUAAGUUAACCCUGCAAACGUUUACUUCCACUUUCCAAAACCUGGAGUGUGAAAAAGGUCUUUUUUAUUUUAUUUUAUUUAACCUUUAUUUAUCCAGGUAAACUGUUUGAGAACCACUUCUCAUUUACAAACAUGACCUGCUAGCUAUUGGAGGAGAGGAGAUGGUAGAUUGAUGUAGCCAAUUCAGGGAUGGAGAUUAUUAGGAGGCCAUGAUAUAUAGGGGCCAAUGGGGGGGAAUUUGGCGAGGACACCGGGGUUACACCCCUACUCUUUACGAGAAGUGCCCUAGGAUUUUUAAUGACCACAGAGAGUCAGGACCUCACAAUAAAAAGGUCUAUUGUGUGUGUUUUUUAAUGCUUAUUAGAGGAUCUUACUGUUAGCUUAGCUACAUGCUAACAUCAAAAGUUGGAUGUAUGUAUAGACAGAUGGAUGGAUGGACGGACGGACAGACAUACAAAUUGGAUGGAUGGAUAGACAUAGACAUUUUGGAUGGAUGGACACAUGGACAGAUAUACAUAUUGGAUGGAUGGAUGGACAGACUGAUAGACAUAUUGGAUGGAUUGAUGGAUGGAUGGAUGGAGAGUCAACAGCAAGGCAGCUCAUUGGGUUUUGAAAGAAAGCUCUUAUCUACAUCUACAGAGCAUUAAAUAUGUUAAAAAGAAAUGUAACUCCAUGGCUGGCAAACAAAUAUAACAAAGAGCUCAAUUUUUGCCCCCAAUUCUGGAAAAUGUCUAUAUUUAUAAGAAAGAUGCAUGGCUGGGGUCUGUAUUGUGCAUUAUUUUCCAGUGCCUGGAAAUUCAUGACAAGUCAGGGGCCACAUCAGUAUCUACGACUCCUAGAUUUGAUGGGAUGUGUAAAGUCUAUUCCUCUUGCCAAAUUAAGUGAGCCUCUUUUAUCAGGAUCAAUAUAUAUUUGAGAACUUGCCAGGCUAGGAAUCAUAAAUCUGGCUUGCAGAGUGAGAGAGAGAGAAAGAGAGAGAGUGGCUCCUCUCAGCCUAAUGGAGGACGGUUCAAAAGUUUAACGUGCCAGCCACCCGUUCAUGUCUUUACAACCUCUUUGAGUCAUUGUGUGAGGGUGAGGGCCGAUCACAUCGAUGGCCAUUAAACUGAAUGCUGGGCUAGUCUGCGGUAAAGGGGUGUGUUGGAUGCAUUAGGGAAAUUGGCCCUGCCUGCCUGAGACAGUAUACUGUACUGAAGUAAUUACAGUUGCUGGAGGGAUGCUGAGGCCAGACUUUGCCUUUGCAAAUGUGUGUGCGUGUGUCCAUACAUGUCUGGAAUAGUCUGCCGCAGAGGGUCUACGCCCCGCCCUCCCGUCUCGCCCAGUAAAGUGGCUGCCAACGGGAUAGGGCUGGGCUGUAUUGAUAAGAUGGAUAAGGAGGGAGAUAGGGGAAGAGAGACAGAUGGGGCUUUGGGCCAGGCCAUGGCAGUGCUGGGGAGCCUAAACUCAGGGUCAUCGCCAGCUGAUUAGCAGCAGCAGGAGCCCCAACCCUGGUGAUGCACACCCACAGAGGAUCUGAGCUCGGAUGAGGCAUCCAAGGAAACAUCCACCUGCAGGAUGGGACUAACCUGCUUCAAGUCUUGGAAGUACAACAGCACUGCACAGAAAGGAGGAAACAGGGAUGUGCUGGUUAGUCCUGGCUCAUAUUUCUUCCUAUCAAACAGCUGUGGUCAGGGAGAGGAGUGGCUGAAGAGCCUAAACAAGGGCAUCUGGAUACCCUUUACAGGUGUGUUUGGUCAGAGUUUGGAGGAGACUGUCCUAUAUGAGAGGAGGUAUGGGGAUCACAUGGCUCCUCUGGUGGUGGAGCAGUGUGUAGAUUUCAUCCGAGAGCAUGGGCUUACAGAGGUGGGACUCUUCAGGCAGCCCGGCCAGGCCACGCUGGUUAAAGAGCUGCAGGAAGCUUUUGAUGCUGGGGAGAAACCAACCUUUGACAGCAGCACAGAUGUCCACACAGUGGCUUCUCUACUGAAGCUAUACCUCAGGGAGCUGCCUGAGCCCCUGGUGCCAUUUUCUCGCUAUGAGGCUUUUCUUGUGUGUGGCAAAAGGAUCCCGUCAAACAGAGAGCAGGGCUUGCAGGAGUUGAGGAUUCUCCUUCAUGAGCUUCCUGUGGCAAAUGUCAACCUGCUGAAAUACAUCUGCCAAUUUUUAAAUGAUGUCCAGUCAUACUCCAACAUUAACAAGAUGAGCAUCGAGAACUUGGCAACAGUUUUUGGGCCAAAUAUCCUCCGGCCCAAAGCAGAGAACCCAGAAAGUAUCAUUGGAGGGGCAGCAGUUGUGCAACAUUUGAUGUCCGAACUGAUCCGAGAGCACAGUUUUCUUUUCUCCAGAGAGAACUACAGCCCUCCUGAAGCCUCUUUAUCAGCCAUUCACCCCAUAAAAAGACAUAGUAACCUCGUGGAAUGGGUGCACGGUGAACCAACUGCCCAUCCUAGGGAGUUGCUGUUGAGCGAAUAUCAUGACCCACUUCCAGGUCAGAGUGUAGGUGGUCCACAAAAGCUAUCUAUGUCUUUCAUUACAGGGGGGACAGAGUCUUUUCAAAGUCCUUGUGAUUCCCAUUGUCUAUCAGUGACUGAGCGACAGCUUCAAGAGGACUCUUCAACCAGCUCUGCUCUGAUUUAUGACAACCACAGUCAACAAAUUUCAGCACAAGAAUCAAGACACGUGCCAACACCAAUCACCCCAGUACUUGCCUGCUCUUCAAUGCCCAGAGUGCAAGAAAAUGGAGAUGAAACUUUUGUCCAGUCAAAGAGCUGGCCUGAUAUGGGGGAGCCCAACUGGGGGCAAGAGAGAGCCCUUGGGGAGAGUAGAGGCAGCAGUGAAGUCCAGGACAGUAUCCUUUCAGUCUAUGAAAACAUUGGUACUGAGCAGCAGAGGGAGGGAUGUAUGGAGGACAGGGACUCAGGCAGUGGUAUUGUGGAGGCAAAAGGCGGUACUGCCAGUAUGGCAGACAUUAGCAGCUCUUGGUCCUCCUGUGAGAUUGUACCUUUAAAUGGAGGCAGUAGAAGUGGUGAAGCUGGAUGUCCUUGCCAUGGUUCUCCUGUUUGCUUCCACUCUUACAGAAUGGACUCUGUUGAGGGAGACCCUCACCCUACCUCCCCUGCUUCCUCUUCUGCUCCCACUGAUGCACCUUUAAGCACCGGCAGCAGCGAGGUCUUUUUGCCAAAUGCCCCCCAUGUCAUUCCUGCCUCCCAUGCCAUACAGUGUCUGGUUGCAGGGCUUCGGCAACAGAUGGCAAGGCAAAAUGCUGAAUAUGAGGCAAAAAUCAACAGGCUAGAGCAGAAAAACAAGGCACUCCAGGGGGAGGUUGUAGGUCUGCGAUCAACUCUGGAGCAGCAACGUCGCUGGGUUAGCGUGGCAGAGAUCAAAACACGAAAUGUAGAACGAGCAAGAGAUGACGCUGACCGGCGCAAUACCACUCUGCAACAGGAAAUGGAGCAGUUCUUUAAAACAUUUGGUGAGCUGAACGCAGAGGCCCGAAAAAUUAAUCGCAUUGUUCAGAGUUUUUGAAAUAUUCACAUGAUGUGCAGCAAAAUGAACAUCAGCAGCAUAUGAAAGGUUUCCAUGUUUUAGAGUAAUAACACUGUAACUGUCUCAGUCCUGUACAAAUGAGGAUGCAUUCUUGAGGGAAAAUAGUGCCCCACUUUCAAGUGUAGUUUAGUUGCCUGAAAGAAUGAGUGGACCAGCAUGUUAAAUGUGAAGUAAUUUUCAACUAAAAGGCAUAUUUAUGCCACUUAAAUGAUAAAAGACAAUGGAAUGGGCGAAAAGUAGGAUUAAGUUUCAUGAUCUCUAGUAAGCAUGGAUGUCAUUUGAGAAAAGUAGACCCUAGGAAUGAUUGGAACAGAUAAACUGCAUUGGCUGGGGGUCACUGUAAAGUUUCAAUCCACAAGACAGUCAUUCCCUGUACAAAAACAUACCAUUAAUAGAUUAAUUGCAUUUGUACCACAAUAAAAUAUAAGAAAUCGACAGUGUUUCUAUUUGAGCAUUUUAUUUGGCCAGUCGUAACAGAUUCUUGAUUUUUUUUUUUCCUUUCACACAGAAAAAAAAUUCUCUCUCUCUAUUAUUUUAGAGGAUCUUAUUUUAGGUUUGUCAUGUUUCAGACAGGUUUGUGGUUUAAAAACAAGAAUGGUUGCUCCCAUCAUAGCCCACUGACAGGGUACUAAUGUAACACGACAAUACAAAACACAUGAAAGCUUAACAGACAUUACUAGCACAGAGUUGGAUAUCUAUACCUUUUACAGUAUUUGAGUUUUUGAUUAAUUAUGAUCAUGAGAACGGCUUUUCUUAAGAAUAGUGGAGAGUAAAAGAAGACCUAAAAAGUUAUCUAUUAAAGUAAUUUCCAAUUCCACCCUUUAGUGAUAGAUUGUCAUUGACAAACACACAUCGUUGUUCACAUACACCUUCUCCCCCAAGGGAAACAGACACCUAAAGAACUGAAAGUAAGCCCUUGAUAAAGUGAGCCAGCAUUUUUCAUUAGCUUGAGUUUUAACAACGCAGAUGUCCAUCUCUAUGUUCGAAACAACAAUUAAUGUGCACGAAGCUCUGAAAUGAAAAUGAUAUGAACACUAUGUACUAUUGCACCAAAUGAGAUCUCACAAGCUAUACUCAAGGAGACCAAGAAAUUUGACUUCAUUUCAAGCUCUAUAGAAAACUCUCGAACAAUGGAGAUGCUAAGAAAGAACCAAAACUGGGUUGUAGGUCCAUUACCAUCAAUUGUUUUGUGCUCUUCAAGCCAAGCUGUAGGUGGUGAUAGUGAGAAGCUUAAGGCAUGAAAAUGAUGGUGAUGCCGAGUUCAUCCUCCUGCUUGAUGUAGUCCUUCAGAAGAGCCUGGAGGCACACAAGCUUGAAAGCACACUCACAUUGUCCUCCUGGCUUUAUAUUCAUUGGUCUCUUCAAUAACCAGAGGAUGCCACAGGUGUCCGAGGAUUUUGAGGACUAUAUGGGCUGAAUAGGUCUCGUGUUUCCAUGCAUAACAAUAGAUUUAGAGUACAGGAUACAUAACGUCACAAUAUAGCUGGAAGUAUCAACAGGCAACUUUUAAAAUUACACCAGACAAACUGGACUAUAAUGGGGGGGCGUGGGGGGUCGGGAAGUUCGAUGACACUGAUUGAUUGCAUUCAUAAAUACCACUGUUAAAGAUUCCCACAGUCCAAAGCAGCUCUUUAUGUUGUUGACUUGCUGCACCAUGGGUUGCCACAGUAUAUCACUGAAAAGUAUGUUUGCAAAACACAGUAACCAAGGUGGAUAGACACAUACAAAGUAAAAUACACAAGCGGGAGUGUAAUAAAAUGAAAUGUACUUGAAAAUCAUUCAGUGUUUCAGUAAAGGAAAAUUACUAAAAAACCCACUGACAAGUCUCAUUAACAAAAAAGAAACGAUAUAUUUGCUUCGUAAAAUUUUCUUAUGGCUUUUCAAGUUUAAAGGAGAUUAAAAAGGCAAUGGGUUGCAUUAGCUCAUGCAAUUAUACAUACAACCUUACAGGAUACAUCAUGAACUUGUCAGCGGUGAUUUAUUACUUAUGGAAUGACAUUGAGCAGGAGCUUUUUUUAGUACAUUGCAUCCACGGCUGCCAUUUCAGAUCCAGACGCAAGUGGGGUUUUUUUUGUUGCUCAUUUUAAAAGGAAUCUGCUCACUUUUAAACCUCUAAGUGCAAUUUAAAGUUCCAUCUAUAUAUUUUGUUUUUACAGUACAUAUGCUAAAGCAUCUCCAUAGCAUAUUUGCUGUAAAAGUGUGUUUCCACAGCACAAAGUAAAUCUGAACAUUUACACAAAAUCUAUGUACGUAUAUAUACACACAUGACUACACCCUAACAAUCUGAAAUACAUUAUAAGUUUCUGUUUGAAAAUGGGUGUACUGUGACUAUGUACAGAGACAAUCACUACUGUUCUGAUUCUAAGUGAGUGCAGGCAUAUUUCAGUGAUCUGUAGUUAAAAAUUGUAGUCUUUCUUUGUUGUAGGUGUAGCUUUGUUCAUACCAUGCAGCAACACUUGUAACAGGGUUUUGUUCCAGAGGGGCUGACUAGCUAUAAAGUUUGUCCAAGAAUUUAAUUUAUAUCUGUGCUUCUUUAAGGUGAUGAAAUGAAAGGCAAUAAAAUCAGCAUCGCACAGCCAGAGAGAGAAAGAGAAGACAUAAAUGACGGCAUAGAUCUUAGAUAUUACACAUGCUGCUGCAAUAGGUUACUCCACAAAAGAUUGCAAUUAAUAUUAUUUCAUAUGAAGGCAACUGAACGUGAAUGCAUUAACACAUAAACCUAAUUCAUAUUUGUCCAUCCAUAAAAGCAGUUUAAAACUUCUAAAAGAAAAUGGUAAAGAUGGAGUUAAAAGUUAAAGGGAUAGUUAACCCAAAAAUGACAAUUCUGUCACCAUCUUGUUCCCCUCUAGGGCUGGGAAUCGAAUUCGAUAAAUUUUAGGCACUGACCGAAUUGCCUCUAAAGAAAAUCGAGUAUCGAAAAAUGUCUUGUCGUUCGGUGCCAAAUAUCAAUACCUAAGGGUUUAAUCUCGUCAACCUCAGUGAUAAGCAUGUAGCAUGCUAGAUGUGCCCAAAUCUAAAAGUGCUGGUGAUUGGCUGUGUUUAGCCAUCAAGGAAAAACACUAGUAUCAGAUAAUGGUUUGAGUUCCAGGGCUGAGAAAGAAUGUUAUCAGUAAUACUGCUAACACUGUUCUACUGAGCCUUUAAAAUAGAAUUUUUACAAGCACACGCAGGAAGCGAGCCGCAGCAGUAAUGAUUCUUAAUGUGUCGGAAAAAACAGCAAGAGACUAUCUGAACAUUUUGUUAUUAUGUGUUGAUCUCUGGGAUCAAUGAUGGUCAGAGUGAUCGACAAUAGCUGAUGCCUUUGACAAUGUCAUGACGAUAUUUGGCUUGUUUUCCCAUGAAUCUAUUAAAUUAUUAUUAUCAAUGUUAGACUAUUAUAAUUAUCAAAUUAAUAUUACAAAUUAUUUGCCCGUAGAGACAAAAGACACGCGUUUGAAGAAACACUCUUAUUAUAUUAUUAAUUACAGAUGACAGAAAAGCUGUAUAUGGACAAAAGGAUCUCACACUUUGUUUCUGCCUUCCGAUUUGUUCCAAUUUGAGUGCUGCAAAUUAACUCAGACAUCUCAGUUCAGGAGGUGCUUUGAGUUCAGUUCACUUUAUUUCCACAGAGGAGUUUAUUGUGAAUGCAACUCUGCAGCCUGUAAAAUAAUACAAACCAUAUAAAUGCAGUUUUACUGCAUUUCGUUGUCUUUGUACUUGUACUCUGCACAAUGACAAUAAAGUUGAAUCUAAUCUAAUCUAAAAAUAAAAUAAUACAAAAUGUAUAAAAUAAUUUAAAAAAACACGUUCACCUCGAACCAUGAUUUAUAUUUCAGUGAUUAUCAUCAUCAUUACAAUUAUUAUUUUUACAUCUAUAAUAGUUUUUAUGUCUUCAUUUGUAUAAGUAAUUUUCCGCCUGCAUGUUUAGACGGAUUCUUGCCUGACAGUAAAUGGAAAGGUGGUUAUGUAUUAUCACUUUAUUAUUUAUUAAUUUAUUUGCUUUUUCGUUUAGUUUAGAGUGCAAUAUGAAUUUAGAAUUGUAUUUGAUAUAAGUUUAAUUAGCAAGAAUAUUCACUAAUCCCUCAGCCCGAGGUUUCCGAUGUAAUUGGAUAUAUAUAGUGAAGGAGGGAACAAAAUGAAUUUAUUCCCACACAUGAUAUAUUUUCCUGGAUAACGAAAUACCCGAUGGGUAGAGAAUGCACGGAUGAAGUUUCUUUGCCAGAGAGAAGUUCAUAACUGUUCUAAAGCCAUCUUUCAACAUUUUGAACAACACAUUUAUCCAAAAUGUCAUUAAAACAUUUAACCAAAGUAUC